This is a messenger RNA of Macaca mulatta (Rhesus monkey), 2351 nucleotides long. The record is from RefSeq and is a predicted model, not a curated record. Lineage: Eukaryota; Metazoa; Chordata; Mammalia; Primates; Cercopithecidae.
AAGUGCCAAUCUAAUCAAGGGGAAGUCCCGCCCACUCUGCCCUGUGCCUAUAUAAAGGCGAGGCGCGGCGGCCGCGGCACUCACUGAAGCCCGCGAGUCCGCAGAGCAGCAGAGCCAGGCCAGUGCUCCAGAAGGCAGCAAGAUGUUGAGAGCCACAGCUCCUUGCUGGUUCCCACCCGGAUAUCCAGAAGCUAAGAAGGUGGCCGAGGAGCUGGCCCUCGAGGCUCUAGAGCUCCCACUGCCCUCUCAUCAGCCUGCCCGGAACUUCGGGCUCUGGGUGCCCCAGAUGUACAACCAGGCCUCAGCGCUUGUGGGGAUCCAGGCGGAGCCUCAGAAUAGCGGUCCGGCCGUGGCCCCAGAGUGGCCCAAGAUGGUGACGGAGGCGUGGUACUUCCCUGCGCAGAGGGCAUCGGCCUGCCAGCCGCCAGCCGCCCCAAGGCUGACAGAGAGGCCCCCCGCAGUCCGCAUCUCAGCCCCCAGGGAGAGGAAGAGGAUCGCCCACUUUCCCAGCCCUUGCUUGGACACAGGUCCCACAGAUGCCAAGAGAACCCUGGCGGCCAGCAGCCACCAACGCUCCGAUGGCUCCAAGGUCGGCACACAGCCAUGGAAGACGCACAACAGGUCAGGGAUGGCAUACAGGACCUCCACCACCGACAGCUCUAAGCGAAUCGCCCAUCGUCCAUCCUUACGGAGUCUGAAGAAACCCAUCCUCCUCCGAAAGUCUGGGUGCCGAGUCCCCACCGUCAUCCGCCGAGGCUAUCUCCAACUGCUCACCAAAGAGUGUCUCCAGUUCUGCGCCUCCGAGCAGGAGGCGAAGGAGAAGGCGCUGAACGAGGAGAAGGUGGCCCACGACCGCAGCCCCAACAAGAACGUCUACCUGAAUGUGGUGCUGAACGCCCUCAAGAGACUGAAGGGCCUGACCCCCAGCUCCAUGCCCGGCCUCAGCAGGACCGCUCUGUACAGCCGCCUCCAGGACUUCCUGCUCACUCGGGAGCAGCUCAAGGAGAACGGCUACCCCUUCCCGCACCCCGAGCGGCCCGGAGGCGCCGUCCUCUUCACUGCCCAGGGGAAGGGGCCAGGCGACUCCUCCCGCAGGGUCUGCUGCCGCUGUGGCACCGAGUACCUGGUGUCCCCUUCGGGCCGCUGUGUACGCGACCAGGUGUGUUACUACCACUGGGGGAGGGUCCGCUCCAGCCAAGUGGCCGGAGGCCGGCUUACCCAGUACACCUGCUGUGCAGCCGCUCCUGGCUCCGUGGGCUGCCAGGUGGCAAAGCAGCACGUGCGGGACGGCCGCAAGGAGAGCCUGGAUGGCUUCGUGAAGACCUUCAAGAAAGAGUUUUCCAGAGACGCUUAUCCCGGAAUCUACGCCUUGGACUGUGAGAUGUGCUACACCACGCACGGCCUAGAGCUGACCCGUGUCACCGUGGUGGACGCCGACAUGCGGGUGGUGUACGACACCUUCGUCAAGCCCGACAACGAGAUCGUGGACUACAACACCAGGUUUUCCGGCGUGACCGAGGCCGACGUCGCCCAGACCAGCAUCACGUUGCCGAAAGUCCAAGCCAUCCUGCUGAGCUUUUUCAGCGCCCAAACCAUCCUCAUCGGGCACAGCCUGGAGAGCGACCUGCUGGCCCUGAAGCUGAUCCACAGCACCGUGGUGGACACGGCGGUGCUCUUCCCGCACUACCGGGGUUUCCCCUACAAGCGCUCCCUAAGGAAUCUCACGGCCGACUACCUCGGACAGAUCAUCCAGGACAGCCAGGACGGGCACGACUCCUGCCAGGACGCAAACGCCUGCCUGCAGCUGGUGAUGUGGAAAGUCCGAGAGCGCGCCGGGAUCCAGCGAGGCCACCCGUCCGCCUCUCCCGCCGCCCUGGCCUGUCCUCAGACCCAGGCCUCUUCCACAACUGCGAUCGCUCCCGAGAGCUAACCCAGUCCACCUGGCCGCAAAGCGACAGAAACCGAAGCAGCCGGUUUUGCAGGAGAGGGCAAAAAGCCAAGACUAACCCCGACCCCGACUUCCAGUCCCCCGGAGUCCCUGCCGCGGCCCCUCGCGACUGUCCCCAUCCCUCUGCCCCUCCGAGACCUCUAUCCUUCCACCAAUCGCCUCCCCCAGCCCCGAGCCCCCACUCCCAGGCCCCCGAGUCCCUGCCGCGGUCCCUCGCGCCUGGUCCCAUCCCUCUGCCCCUCCCAGACCUCUGUCCUUCUUCCCCCGUAGCCUCCCUCAGCCCACCUGGACUUCCAUGAUCUCUGAGAACAAAGCCAGCCCCCUGGCCCCCCAGCCUCCUGCCAGUCUUCCCUCCUGGGCGUCUUCCUCUUCUCUGGGGCUUUCGGAACCUCCCCUCCCCCAC